ACAUUAAAGCUUCUCACUUGAAAAGGUGAAAAUUUCAUGCGCCUCUACCAGUAAAUAUGUGGUAAUCCCGUAGUUUUCUCGUUGUCAUUUUUGUUCUCCGAAAAAAGUGAUAAGUGACUUAUACAAAAAAAAUCUCGAUAACUCCGAAUUAAACUUCAAUGCUUAGAAUAUAAAAAGAUCAUUAUUAAAACUGAAAAAAAACAUCUGAACUAGAUUAAGAACUAGAGUAAGAAUAUACUUACAAUUACAAAAUGGGAAAAUCAAAGACUGGAAAAAUAGCAACAGCUUGUACUGCUCUUGGCAGUAUAUUUAUUAUUAUUGCAUUUACCACACCCAACUGGCUGGUUAAUGAUGGGCAAACAGAAAAUCCACGUUUCGAUAAACUGGGACUUUGGGAAGUUUGUUUCAAAGAUUUUCAAGAUGAAAAUCGCUUCUAUGACACUAAAUUUGCUGGAUGCUGGUGGAUGUUUCAAGAAGAAUUAUAUAUAAUUCAUAAUUUUUUAUUGAAAAAACCCCUUUAUUUCACUGAAUUUUUCUUUACAUUUUGUUUGACAUUGCUUUUAAUUGGUGGCCUAAUGACAGCACUUUAUACUUGUUGUUCACGUCAUCAUACAAGAUAUCAAGAACUACUCUGGGCACUUGGAUCAAUUUUGACAUUAUCUGGAAUUUGUGGGGUUAUUUCUGGAUUGAUAUUUGGAUUUGGCGGUGAUGUUAGAUACUGGAUGCCGGAUUGGGAACACAACAGUCUUGGGUAUUCUUAUAUACUUGCUUGUUUUGGGAGUCUUUUAAUCCUUCCUGCUGGAGUUCUUUUUCUCAUAGAAGGAAGAAGACAUAAAAAACAAGCUGCAAGAAUGCACGGAGAAGACCCAAAAACGCAUUCAAAUAUUUAGAAUUAAUAAUUUCUUAUUAACAUUAAUGUUUUAUCAUUUUUUACCAUAAUUUUGUACGAAUAGCUAAGUGUCAGUAUUGCCAAUCUAAGUAAGAAACAACAAAUUUUAGGCAAUAUAAUUUCUUACGAUGCUUAUAAAAAAUCUGACUAAAAAAAUUUCUCGCGAUGAUUCCAAACAUUAUUUUACAUCAAAAAAUUAUUUAUACGAUACUAACAUAUUACGUAUAUCUUCUAGAUUAGAUAUAAAAUAGAGUAUUAUAAUAUUGAACAAAAUAACAAACAAUUCCGUCCAUGAAAUAAAUUGAGAUAGUCAAUAUAUUUUUAAAUGUAAAGUUAAAAAUUUAAGAAAGUAAGAGACAAGUCAUUUCAUGUAUGAAUGAUAUGUUAAACUUUUUGGUGGCCUUGAUAGUGACCAAAAAACUAAAAAAAAAAAAGAUUUUCAUCAAGAUAGUUGUAUUCAACUCAUAAUUUAUAAUUGAUUUUUUUUUUUUUAAAUUUUUUUUAUAUAUUUAAAACUUGAGUACAUAUUUAUAUUUUAUAUAGAAUCCUUAUUGUGUCAAGGUAAAUGCAAAAUUUUCAAUAUAAUUGACUUGAAAAUUUUUCAGGAUAAAUAUCGAAUGAACAUGUGUAUCACUUGUGUUUAAAAA
Molecule: messenger RNA, 1536 nt
Organism: Aphidius gifuensis
Lineage: Eukaryota; Metazoa; Arthropoda; Insecta; Hymenoptera; Braconidae
Gene: kune
Exons: 2
Coding region: 252-890 (212 amino acids)
Biological process (GO): septate junction assembly; regulation of tube size, open tracheal system
Cellular component (GO): septate junction; membrane
Source: RefSeq, a predicted model, not a curated record